ACGACUCAGGUUUAGCGGGUCGACGGGAAUUUGCAUCAUGUAUAUCUUCUGAUCUGUAGUUACACUGAAGUUCAAACCACAAACAAAUAAAAGGAAAAUUCUCCAGGCAUAUGAGCCCAGCCGAUACAGGACUUACACAAACACUCGCAAGGGGGGUUGGGUUAAUAAACUCAAUAAAUACCACAUUUAAAAUCAAUCUUAUUUUUAAGAUUCUAUCUUUGAAUAAACUCACAUAAAAUACACCAAAUCAUUAAAAAUCAAGCAUUACUAACACCCUUUUGACGCCUUUGACCAGCCUAGAAGAGGAGGAGCCUUGGCGGUAUAGUUUGCAUGUAUGAAUACUUCAUCAUGCACUGACACAUAUGUAAAAGUUCUCCAGGCGGACCCGGCACAUCCUAGCUGGUUGCAGUUAUGGCCGCUUGCCUGCUUCUGCUGGUUGUGUGCUGGCUGUUCAGACCAGUCUGCACCUCACCCGAAUGGUUCAACAACAUUUCUACAGACCUCUUCAGCAUGCCCGGAGACAUAAAGCUGGGAGGGCUUUUUCCCAUCAAGGAGCAGUCCAAUGGCACGUCAAAUGACUCGACAAAACUCAAUAGUAUAACUUGUGACAGUUUGAAUAAAGUUGGCCUGGGCCGUGCUUUGGUGAUGAAGUAUGCAGUGGAGGAAAUCAACGGCAACAACAAGCUUCUGCCUGGAGUCAAGUUGGGUUAUAAAAUCUACAACACAUGCAGACACUCUGCCGUCGUGGUGAGGCCUGCUCUUUCCUUCCUCACAGAGAAGUCCAUCGGGACUCUUUCUGUAGAGUGCAAUUACACCGACUAUGAGACGGACAUGGUUGCCGUAAUCGGUCCUCAAACCUCAGAAAUGGUGACCGUCAUCGGAAAACUCCUGGGAUUCUUUCUGAUGCCUCAGAUUAGCUUUGGCGCCACCAGUGACAAAUUCAGUGAUAGUCUUGUCUACCCAUCAUUCUUCCGCACGGUUCCCAGCGAUAUACGGCAAGUGGAUGCCAUGGCGCAGCUGAUUAAGAAAUUUAAUUGGAACUGGGUGGCAGUAGUGGGGAGCGAAGAGGAGUACGGACAACAAGGUGUUCAGCAGUUCUCCAAAAAAGCCGAGAACAUGUCUGUUUGUGUGGCCUACCAGGGCCUGAUUCCAAUAUAUGAUGAUCCCAAACCAGCCAUCGAAACCAUCAUUAGCAAUAUCAAAACCACUGAGGUCAAAGUGGUUGUGGUGUUCGCUCUCGUGGGCCCAGCGGUGUCAUUUUUCGAAGAGGUUAUCAAGAAUAAUUUGAGCGGUGUUUGGAUUGCCAGUUCAAGCUGGGCCAUAGAUGAUAGAAUUUAUUCCCUCCCCGGCAUUAGAAAUAUUGGGACAGUUAUUGGAUUUAUCGACGCGACAGAGACCCUGGAACAGCUGAGUCCUUUCACUGAGGCUCUAUUCCAGAAACUGAGUGAGAAGAGGACGCCAUCUCCUUCAACAGAGAAACCCGGGGACCCCGAGAACCCCUGCCCAGAGUGCUGGGAUCUGUCCCCUGCAAAUAUCAGCCUGGUGAAAGACGAGUCCGUGCGGAGGACAGCGUUUAGUGUGUACGCCGCCGUUUACACUGUAGCACAUGCACUGCAUCAAUUACUAGAGUGCAAUUCCAUUUCUUGCAAGUGGAGUUCAAGCACGCCGCUGUAUCCGUGGAAGCUGUUGGAGGUUUUAAAGGAAAUCUCUGUGAACAUAAGUAACACCAGUUUAAAGUUCGAUGAAAACGGCAACCCAAAUAUUGGCUACACCGUGAUUCAAAGGAUUUUGGAUGACAAAAAUUCUUCAGAGACAUUUGUGGGAAGUUAUCAAUCGGAAAUUCUGAAUAUCAAUAAAACCCUCUUCAAAUGGUACACCAACGACAGUAUGAUACCUGAGUCCAAAUGUUCAAAGGAUUGUGAACCAGGUCAGGUGCGCCGAGUGAAAGGGUUCCAUUCCUGCUGUUUUGACUGUAUCGACUGUUUAGAGGGCACUUACCAGGCGAACGCAGAUGACCUGCAGUGCACCGAGUGUCCUAACCGCCAGUGGUCCUCGAAAAGCAGCAACAGUUGCACUGACCCCAUUUUUGAAGUUUUGGAGUGGAACGCAUCUGUGUCCCUGUAUAUGAUUCUGGCAGGGGUUGUCCUGCUCAUUUGCCAGGGGUCAGUGUUUGUGCUGUUCCUGGUGCAUCGCGGCACGCCCGUGGUGCUGGCUUCGGGAGGCGCUCUAACUUUUGUUACUCUGCUCGGUCUGAUGGGAGCCUGUUUGAGCCUGCUGCUCUUCUUCGGGCAGCCGGGAGAUGUCGUGUGUCAACUUCAACUCCCUCUCAUCUCCAUAUUUCAAACUGUGGCUCUCUCUGUUGUCCUGGCUGUGUCGCUGCAGCUGUUCCUCGUGACGGAGUUUCCGGAGACCGUAGCUCCUCACCUGCAAAAACUGCGAGGCCCAGCCAGCUGUGUGUUUGUGCUGAUCUGCUGCGUGGUGCAGGCUGGCCUUUGUGGCUGGUUCGUCCAGGAGGGACCCACUCUGUCACAAUACAAGGCAAACAUGACCAUAAACUUCCUCAAGUCGUUCCUGUCAUGCCCAGUGCCCUCAGAAAAACUUGCUCUGAUGCAGGGCUUAAACGGCUUCAUGGCACUCGUGUCCUUCAUGUGCACCUUCAUGGCAGUGAAGCCGCUCCAUCAGUACAAUCUCGCAAGGGACAUCACCUUCUCCACCUUGAUCUACUGCGUGAUUUGGGUGAUUUUCAUCCCAGUCUACACCGGCUUUACAACAUCUCAGUCCACUGACUCCAUGAAGAAAUCCAUCGCUCAUGUUUCCUUCACCCUGGCUGGAAUCUCAGGACUGGUGAUGGCUUAUUACCUCCCAAAGUGCUAUUUGCUUUUAAGGAAACCCAACCUGAACGCACCAAAGCAAUUCUGCACCUUCUUAGAAGGAGUCCCACCCACACGAACCGAGGAGGAGCCACAACCACAACAAGAUAAAUAAAUGCUUUGACAGAUCACUGAACAGCUUAAUACAGUUAGAAGGUAGAUUUUUGACGGAUUUGGGAAACGUUUUUAAUUGAAGGUUCAAGCUACAAAGAAUUGGAACAGUUAAACUAAGACAAAGUUAAAUACAAGAUAUGUAACUUACCUUUUUUUGUUGUUUUUUACCAAAGUCUAUAAAUCAUGAUGAUUUUUGUAAUUAUUGUUUUAUCAAAGUUGUUUGCUUUGUAAUUAUAUACUGAUUAUUAAUUCAAAAAUUAGUACACUUGAAGUUUAUUUUAUUAAGUAUAUAAGUAUAGCAAGUACACUAGACCAUGUACUUGUGUAAAAAGUAUAACAGAAUACUUCUACAGUCUAAAUGUAAUUUUUUUAAGUUUGCAAUAUAUGUAUAAUAAAUUUCAAGCAUACUGCCUCAUUUUUAGUACAGACUAUGUAUGUAGUACAGUAAAUAAACUACUUUUUGAUAAGGACUGCAAACAUUUUUAUGUAAAAUCCACAAUUUGAAACAAAAAAUAUGUAUAUAUUUUCACAUUUAUCUGGGUUUUAUUUCACUUUUUGUCCUCAACAUUGAAUUAAAUCUGACAGAAUCUGGUUUUAUUUUCUUGUUUUCAGGAAAAACAUACAUUUCGUAUCCAGGUUAUCUUGUUGAUUUGUUUAGUUAUUGUUUCCUGUUAUGCGUUUUGCAUGAUCACAUCUGGGUGAAGUUAGAAAUCAUCACAGCUGCUUGGAUCUAGUUAAACUUCCAACUUCCUCUCUGUGUUUCUGUCAAAGUGAGGUGAAGCCAGAAUCCUAAUUAAUUUCUAAUAUAUUUCAAUUAAAAGAAUAAACCUGUUUUUAUUGUAAAGUUGUUUUAUUUAUGUUAAAGAUGAUUAAAAGAUAAACAAAAAACAAAGGUCAAAUGUAUUUGUGGUGCAUCAUCUAUGGUGAGGCACCACAAAUACAGCUAAAUUAAAACGACACCAGGGAUUAUUAAUAUAAUUUAUUCCAGUUUCCCACUCCUGGGCUCCU
Molecule: messenger RNA, 3992 nt
Organism: Oryzias melastigma (Indian medaka)
Lineage: Eukaryota; Metazoa; Chordata; Actinopteri; Beloniformes; Adrianichthyidae
Product: taste receptor type 1 member 3
Exons: 8
Coding region: 412-2985 (857 amino acids)
Biological process (GO): sensory perception of umami taste; sensory perception of sweet taste; G protein-coupled receptor signaling pathway
Cellular component (GO): membrane
Molecular function (GO): G protein-coupled receptor activity
Source: RefSeq, a predicted model, not a curated record